This is a messenger RNA of Perkinsus marinus ATCC 50983, 159 nucleotides long. RefSeq lists its product as hypothetical. The transcript is spliced from 2 exons. The record is from RefSeq and is a predicted model, not a curated record. Bases 1 to 159 code for a protein of 52 amino acids. NCBI's taxonomy places the organism in Eukaryota, Perkinsozoa, Perkinsida, Perkinsidae.
AUGCCCAAGCCCGAGCCCGUGUCAGUGACCACGAACAAGAAGCCAAUAGAGAACAAUCAGAUAGCGAAGAAUCCACAAUGGCAAAAGGCCUUCCUCGUCUCCACCUGUGAUCUACAACACCUCCACGAGAGUACUGAUGAUGGUGGUAUCGAAUUAUAG